UGACUAUAACACUACUACAAGUGCUGCUAAUAAUACUAAUACUAAUAUGAGUUGCACACAGACACUAACGGUGCCCAACAUUGAGGUAACACCAUCAUCAUCAGCACCGGUAUCAUCAUCAUCAACAACAACAACAACGGUACGACACCGUAUGAGACGUGUCAAUAGUAUAGCCGUGGCCAGUGCGCACCGGGAUGAAAAAUUACAACGGGAACAGCAACCGGACCGGCCAUUACACGAGUGCCGGGAUUCAUUAUUUAGUUCAUCAAGCAAAUUUCAAAAUUAUCGCGGUUUUCUAAAUUUGGCCCUGAUCAUGCUGGCAUUAUGUACAGGUCGGGUAGCACUUGAAAAUAUAAUCAAAUAUGGCAUACUUGUCGACCCCUAUCAAAUUGUACGACUAUUUAUUGGCAGCACCAGUAUGUGGCCAACAGUUAUCACAUUAUUAGCUGUCAAUGUAUUUAUUUUGCUAUCGUUUUCAAUUGAAAAGAAACUGGCCAAGUGCCAGCUAAUUGAAUCGGAAGCCCAGUACAAACAAAUAGCUGUAUGUUCAUCGUUGAUACUGUUCCCAGUGGUUAUGGUAUUUGCCAUUGAAAUGCAUCCGAUAUCGGCAUCCAUUGCCUGUACGCUGUAUUCAAUUGUUUUCCUGAAACUGGUUUCGUAUCAUAUGGUCAACUACUGGUGCCGUCAGUAUCGCCAGAGUCGACACUAUUCAUCCAAUCGAUAUCAAUUGAGACGUAAAAGUUCCGAUAAUGUUAGCUAUGAUGAGCCCAACGAAAUGUUGGAUAAGCUUAUUAGGACUAAUAUAGUGAACCAACUGUCCCCUAAACAGUCAGAUAAUAGUCAACACCAACAACAGUCAAACGGUAGUGUUAAACAUAAUAAGUCAAAACCUAGCGAUACCAAUAAUAAUCAACAUCAUCAACAACAACAACAAGCACUGGUAGUCUAUCCGGCUAACCUAACCUACCGGGAUCUAUACUAUUUUAUGUUUGUACCCACACUGUGCUAUGAAUUAAACUUUCCCCGUAGCGAACGUAUACGUAAGCACCUGCUAAUCAAACGUCUAAUUGAAAUGGUAUUUUUAGUACAAUUGAACAUGGCACUCAUACAACAAUGGCUGGUACCUACUAUUAAUAAUUCAUUGAAACCAUUGCAGGACAUGGACUAUCCCCGUAUGUUGGAGCGGCUAUUGAAACUGGCGGUGCCCAACCAUUUUAUCUGGCUUAUCUGGUUCUACUGGUACUUCCACUCUACCCUAAAUUUUAUGGCCGAACUGUUACGUUUUGGUGACAAACAAUUUUACCGGGACUGGUGGAACUCGGAAUCGGUUGAAUAUUUUUGGAAAAACUGGAACAUACCGGUCCACUCGUGGGCAGUCCGGCACCUAUACAAACCAUUGUUACACCGUGGCUAUAGUAGACUAAGGGCUGGUAUCAUAGUAUUUAUGGUAUCGGCAUUUUUUCAUGAAUACCUGGUAUCGGUACCGUUGAAAAUGUUUGGCUUCUGGGCAUUUGGCGGUAUGUUGUUUCAGAUACCGUUUGCAAUGGUUGUCCAACGUGUGGCAUCGGGUUCGGUAGCCAAUACCCUGGUAUGGAUAUCGUUGAUUAUUGGCCAACCACUGUGCAUACUAGCCUGUUAUCAUGAUUACUAUGUCAUACAUCAUGCUAUCUAUUAAAGGGAUUAUUAUGUAGGUGUUAGUGUGAUGGAGGAGGAAAUGGAUGUAUUGAAAU
This is a messenger RNA of Oppia nitens, 1730 nucleotides long. Its product is annotated as diacylglycerol O-acyltransferase 1-like. Gene Ontology annotation, molecular function: diacylglycerol O-acyltransferase activity. The record is from RefSeq and is a predicted model, not a curated record. Bases 47 to 1675 code for a protein of 542 amino acids. NCBI's taxonomy places the organism in Eukaryota, Metazoa, Arthropoda, Arachnida, Sarcoptiformes, Oppiidae. Gene Ontology annotation, biological process: triglyceride biosynthetic process. The transcript is spliced from 6 exons. Gene Ontology annotation, cellular component: endoplasmic reticulum membrane.